Molecule: messenger RNA, 564 nt
Organism: Blepharisma stoltei
Lineage: Eukaryota; Ciliophora; Heterotrichea; Heterotrichida; Blepharismidae
Source: the annotation of a GenBank genome assembly
AUGAGCAUGAGAGAUGUUGCUGCAAAGUUUCAUGUCAACUCCUUUAGCUCGAUUUUCGAAUGGGUGAAUAAGCUUGAUGAGUUGAAGAAAUCAGUAAAAUCUGAUAAAAAAUUAAAAUUAGAAAGCUUCACUCAAUUUCCAGAGCUAGAGAAAGAACUAGUUCAUUGGUUUACUGCAAUCCGUGAGCAAGGUAUUCAGGUUCUCAGAUCAACGAUUGAGGAGAAAGCAAAAAGUUUGGCGGCAGAAAUGGGAUUGGCGCGAUUCGGCUGUGGAGAUAAAUGGUGGCAAGGAUUUAGGACCAGAAAUAAUUUAUCUUUCAGAAAAAUCAAUGCCUCAAGCAUUAAGCCAAUCGAAAAAGAGGCAGAACUUGUCAGGCAAUACCUAGAUGAUUUAGCGUCAUUGCUUCCUCAAUUCGUUCCAUCUAACAUUUACAAUUUCGAUGAAACGAGAUUUGAUUGAGAUGUAAAAAGCAAGUUCACUUAUGAUUUCAAGGGAACUCAACGAAUUCUAGGCGUUCAAUCAGCUAAAAUGAACCAUUUUUAUCACUGUUAUGCUUAUGAUUAG